Molecule: messenger RNA, 1293 nt
Organism: Colletotrichum navitas
Lineage: Eukaryota; Fungi; Ascomycota; Sordariomycetes; Glomerellales; Glomerellaceae
Product: kinase-like domain-containing protein
Exons: 3
Coding region: 1-1293 (430 amino acids)
Biological process (GO): vacuolar protein processing; protein phosphorylation; regulation of vacuole fusion, non-autophagic
Cellular component (GO): cytoplasm; Golgi apparatus
Molecular function (GO): protein serine/threonine kinase activity; ATP binding
Source: RefSeq, a predicted model, not a curated record
AUGGCGCAAAUGCUCCUCGACGUGCUCUACUCCUUCGGGAACUGCCUGAACUGCUUCCCCGGCUCGCCGACGCUCAAGAUUAACAACCGCAACUUCAAGAUCCUCCGCCUUCUGGGCGAGGGCGGCUUCUCCUACGUGUACCUCGUCCAAGACACCCAGACCUCGGAAGAGCUCGCCCUCAAGAAGAUCCGCUGCCCCUUCGGCGCCGAAUCCGUCGCCCAGGCUAUGAAGGAGGUUGACGCCUAUCGCCUCUUCGCCCGGUCUCCCGGCAUCAUCCACAGCAUCGACCAUGCCAUUGCCACCGAGCGCGGCGGCGAGCCCGGCUCCAAGACCGUCUACGUCCUGUUGCCCUACUACCGUCGCGGCAACCUCCAGGACCUCAUCAACGCUAACCUCGUCAACCACACCGCCUUCCCCGAGCGCAGGCUCAUGCUCCUGUUCCUGGGCGUCUGCAAGGCGCUCAGGGAGAUGCACCAUUAUACCGGCGGCGGCGGUGGUGGGCGCGGGCAACCCGGCAUCGAGAGGAUGGAGAUGGGCAACGGCGAUGAGGAAGACCAGGGUAACGGCCCCAAGAGGAAGAAGAGCGGGAAGAACAAGGGCGGCAAGCGCGUCGCGAGCAUGGCCGCCGCCACAGGCGCCGACGAUGAGGACGAGAACGAGCAGCAGAGGCCGCUGAUGGAGGGCGAGACGCCCGGGUCCGGCGACGUCAAGUCGUACGCGCAUCGGGACAUCAAGCCAGGAAACAUCAUGAUCGACGACUCGGGCUCGAACCCGAUCCUCAUGGACCUCGGCUCCAUCGCACCCUCCCCGAUCCCCAUUACCUCACACUCCCUCGCCAUCGCGACGCAGGACACGGCCGCCGAGCACAGUACGAUGCCCUACCGCGCCCCGGAGCUCUUUGACGUCCAAACCGGCACUGUAAUUGACACAAAGGUCGACAUCUGGUCCCUCGGCUGUACCCUUUACGCCUGUCUCGUCGGUAAGUCCCCCUUCGAAGCCCGCUCCGACGAGACGGGCGGCUCCCUCAGCAUGUGCGUCCUCGGCGGCGACUGGCGCUUCCCCGACGAGGGCAUCAAGCGCACGGGUACCAGCGGCGGCAUGAGGGGCCAGGCCGCCGCCGCCGCCGCCGACCCGGGCGCCUCAAGCGCCGGUGAGGUCAAGAUCAGCGAGUCCAUCCGCGACGUUGUCCGCAAGUGUCUCAAAGUCGAGCCGGCCGAGCGCCCGGAUAUCAACGAGCUCAUUGACAUUGUCGAAGGCGUCAUCGAGGAGUUGCCUCAAGAUGGGUCUCUGUGA